UGGAAUGGGAUGCCGCGGAAAGGAGGGGCCCCUCCUGAGUAGAUCUGUGGGUGGCUCCUCUCGGGGAGCCGCCUCUCCCCUUGUGCCCUUCGGUUUGCCUACGAGAGAGCCCCCAUGGUCUCUGUUCAAGUUCUGGAAACUCUGUCUCUGGGUGGGCUUAAUCACUUACUACUUCAUUGUAGACCCACCCCUGGCCUUUCCUGAUUGUGGGCACAAGCGUGGGGAACAUGUCCGAGAACAGGAAGCCGCUGCUGGCCUUCAUGGGCAAACUCCCCAGUGGGACUGCGCCUGGCAGCUCGGGCAAGACUCACUGCCCUUUGUGCAUGGGGCUUUUCAUAGCCCCCAAGCUCUUGCCCUGUUUGCACACAGUUUGCACCAAGUGUCUGGAGCAGCUGGAACCCUUCUCAAUAGUGGACAUGCGAGGGGGAGACUCGGACGCAAGCUCAGAGGGGUCCAUAUUCCAGGAAGUCAAGCCACACACUCUAAAACCGCAGAUCGGCAUCCUCUGUCCGGUAUGUGACGCUCAGGUGGACCUGCCCAAGGGUGGAGUGAAGGCGUUAACCAUAGACCACCUGGCCAUGAACGAUGUGAUGCUGGAGAGCCUGCGCGGGGAAGGCCAGGGCCUGGUGUGUGACCUGUGCAGCGACAGGGAAGUGGAGAAGAGGUGUCAGACCUGCAAAGCCAAUCUCUGCCACUUCUGCUGCCAGGCUCAUAGGCGGCAGAAGAAAACGGCCCAGCACCCCAUGGUGGACCUAAAGGAUUUAAAAGGCCACAGCCGCGUCGGGAAGCCCGUCCUGUGCUUGGCUCACCCCGCGGAGGAGCUGCAGCUGUUCUGCGAGGUCUGCGACCGGCCUGUGUGCCGGGACUGCGUGCUGGGCGAGCACCGGGAACACCCCUGCGACUUCGCCAGCAGCGUCAUCCACAAGCACGGGGACGCCGUGCGCGAGCUCCUCAGGGACACCCGGCCCCACGUGGAGGCCCUGGAGGAGGCGCUGGCGCAGACCAGGGGCGCAAGCAGCGCCCUCCAGGAGCGCGUGGCGGCCGUGGCGGCCGACGUCCGCGCCUUCUCCGAAGGCUACAUCAAGGCCAUCGAAGAGCAUCGGGACAGGCUGCUGCGGCAGCUGGACGGCAUCCGGGCCCAGAGGGAGAACUCCCUGCAGCUGCAGAAGGCGCAGCUGGAGCAGCUGCUGGCAGACAUGCGGACCGGCGUGGAGUUCACCGAGCACCUGCUGGCCAGCGGCUCCGACCUGGAGAUCCUGGCCACCAAGGGCGUGGUGGUGGAGCGGCUCACGAAGCUGAACAGAGUGGAGUACAACACCCAGGCGGGCGGGAGCGACACCAUAUGCUUCUGUCCUCAGGAGAGAGCAGGCCGGUGCCGAGGCUAUGAGGUGUACGGGGCCAUCAACACCAAAGUGGUCGACCCGGCCAAGUGUGUCCUUCAAGGAGAAGAUCUCCACCGAGCCCGGGAGAAACAGACAGCCUCUUUCACCCUGUUUUGCAAGGACGCAGCAGGGGAGAGCAUGGGCAAGGGAGGAGACAACAUCCAAGUCACAGUUGUCCCCAAAGAUAAGAAAGACAGCCCAGUGAGAACCACGGUCCAGGACAACAAGGACGGCACGUACUGCGUCUCCUACACCCCCAAGGACCCCGGCGUCUACACGGUGCUGGUCUGCGUCAAAGAGCAGCACGUGCAGGGCUCGCCCUUCACCGUGACCGUGAAGAAGAGGCACCGUCCACACCCCGGCGUGUUUCACUGCUGCACGUUCUGCUCCAGCGGGGGCCAGAAGACCGCUCGCUGCGCCUGUGGCGGCACCAUGCCAGGCGGGUACCUCGGCUGUGGCCACGGACACAGAGGCCACCCGGGUCGUCCCCACUGGUCAUGCUGCGGGCAGUUUGCCGAGAAGUCGGAGUGCACGUGGACCGGAGGGCAGGGCGCCCCGAGGAGUCUGCUCAGGACCGUGGCCCUGUGACGUCGCCCGGCCCCGUGACACCGCAGCCGGGGGCGCCAGCCCACCAGCGGACCCCCGGCCCGGCCGACCCAGAAGAGACUGAGAGAAUUACAGCAAAGUGCCUAUCGUCUGCGCCCGAGGGCAAGUGCAUCUUUGUGCGUCACUGGCCGAUCGCAGAGGCGGUGGCCGGGCAGCCACCCACCUCUCUGGCAGCGGGGGCGCCAGGCUCUGCCCUGCCCGGCCAGGCCUCCGCGACGGUGGAGGCGGCAGUCUGACUGAGCUCUCCCAGAGCUGCCUGCUGUGCGGCCCCUCCCGAGAGAACAAGACCUUCAGCACUACUGACUGGGCGUCACCCUGACGGCUGGGUGGAUGUCUGUCCCCCGCCCCGACACCGUGUUCACCGCCUGGUUCACCUCCUGGCCCCAGAGCCUGCAAGGUCACGCCGGUCAAGCCGUGAGAAGCGGCGGUGCUGCAGUAGAGCCCCGGACACCUGCUCGUGCCAGGCGAGCGGGCCCUUCGGCGCCGCCCUGCCACUACAAAGCGCCCCCUGCCGCACAGGCCGG
Condylura cristata (star-nosed mole) is the source of this 2512-nucleotide messenger RNA. It is a transcript of the gene TRIM45, whose product is annotated as tripartite motif containing 45. Gene Ontology annotation, biological process: positive regulation of DNA-templated transcription. The record is from RefSeq and is a predicted model, not a curated record. Gene Ontology annotation, cellular component: chromatin; nucleoplasm. The transcript has 6 exons. Lineage: Eukaryota; Metazoa; Chordata; Mammalia; Eulipotyphla; Talpidae. Bases 228 to 1970 code for a protein of 580 amino acids. Gene Ontology annotation, molecular function: protein binding; ubiquitin-protein transferase activity; zinc ion binding.